CCGCUCCCCAUUAAGGAUUGGCACCUUUGGGGGGCGGGGGGGUGGGAGCGGGUACCCGAAUUUGACAGGUACCUGCUCCCACUUCCAUUCCAAUCGCCUAGGUGAUCUGAAAUGGAAGGUGUCCUCCAUCCCUGUAGUCUUUUGGGAUAUGUGAGAGGUCCCAGAAGACUACAGGACCAUUCAGGAAGCGCAGCACUACUCGUGCAUGCGCAGUGGGUACCCGGCUGUGAAGCCGCAAGCUAUCACAGCCAGGUGCCCACACUGAAGAUGCCGUCUUCCUGGAAUACAGGACAGCUGGUGAAAUGGGCUGCGGGGGACACACCGCGGGACCAAGGGACA
Messenger RNA from Staurois parvus, 339 nucleotides. NCBI's taxonomy places the organism in Eukaryota, Metazoa, Chordata, Amphibia, Anura, Ranidae. The record is from the annotation of a GenBank genome assembly.